Molecule: messenger RNA, 3299 nt
Organism: Solanum tuberosum (potato)
Lineage: Eukaryota; Viridiplantae; Streptophyta; Magnoliopsida; Solanales; Solanaceae
Exons: 3
Coding region: 652-1500 (282 amino acids)
Source: RefSeq, a predicted model, not a curated record
UCUUUUUCUAGGAUUGGAUCAGAACUUGGAGAUACAAAAAAGGCAAAAGAAGAUCAAACUUGCUUGAUUGCAAAUUGAAUUUGCGAUGACUGAAAAUGACAUUGACGGUGUGUUGGAACAGCUAAGAAGGAUGAAGAAGUGUGGAUCAGCUGAUCUGAAUAGCUUCAAGAUUGAUAAAAUUGAAAUGCACCUAAGAUUUUUGAAAACCUUUAUCAUGUAUCAUCUUCUUUUGCCUAAUUUCUUAGUCAAAAUCACAGAGAAGGCCAAAUCCACUGUUAAAAUGCUUCACAUAGUUCUUAGUGGAAUUCCAGAUGAAUGCAAAAGUAACCUUAACAUGGAAAGGCUAGAAUCAGAGCUUCUGGAUUCCAUUUUAAGGUACAAUUAUGAUCAGUUGAAAGAUUCCUAUCUGCCAUAAUAUAUGGAUUGCCUCGGCAAGAAUCUAAAUGACGUACUAAUAAUGUGCCUGGAAGGGAAUACGUCUUUGAAAAAUGAAGAAAUCCUUAGAUUUAUAAAGCAACUGAAAAUUGUUCAAAAGAAAAUGAAAAUUUUGAGAUAUGUAUAUGUCUCAGAGAUAAAUGGUUGUGUCGAGCAUGAGAAGCUGAAAGGUCUGGAUACCCAAAUUCAGUUCAUGGCUGACAAUGUCGGACAAAUAUGUUUUUCUUUUUGGACUUUGUGGGAAUGAAGAAGAAACAGAUUCAGCAAAAGAAACAGAUGCCAAAGAGGAUGAAGAAGAAACAGAUUCAGAAGAAACAUUUUAUGAAGAAACAUUUUACGAAGAGGAUGAAAAAGAAAAAGACUCAGAAGAAGAUGAAGAAGAAACGGAUUCAGAAGAAACAGAUUCUGAAGAGGAUGAAGAAGAAAUCAAAAGAGGAUGAGAAUGAUAUCUCGAGAAAGCCUUGUUAUCUACUUUUCCUCGUUGUGCUAGUGGAGCUGGAAAUGCAAAAGAUUAUUCUUGGUGAACUAAAGGCUUCAAAGUUUGCUCAAUCAAGAAUUUUCAAGGAUAAGAUAUUACCAAAAGGAUUUUCAUAUCAUCUACGUAAUCUGCUGGUGUAUCUUAGAAAUGAAAAGCUUAAGAAACUUCCUACUAAUGUCACUGCUCGAAACAUUGAUGUGGCAAUAGAGUUCUUGUUGGUUUUUCUCGGUGAUGUGCCAAAUCAUGUUAUUAAUGGCAAGGGGCUGAAUGAAGUCUUAGCAAACAUUGGAGUUCUUGUGGGAGACGUACUAUGUGUAAUUCAAAUGCUUCUUGCAGAAUCUACAAUCAAAGAAGACUCUAGCAAGAUUGAUCUUGACACGAUGCAAAUAUUGGUGAAAAUUGAAGAUCUAAGGGCACAAGUGGAGGAGAGGUACAAAUCCUUAAAAUACAGUCCAUCUAAUUAUGAGUUCCCCACUGUUGAUGGAUUGAACUUUUUUGAUUCUCUUCUAAGGAAAUUGAAUGAGAUGUUGAAAUCUGAAUCAAGUUUAGAUUUCCUGAUGAAACCCCAUAUUGGUAUUUUAGAGUAAGAGCUUUCAUCUCUAACAUCUGUUUUCAGAGAUGUCGCAAAGGUGCAACAUAAACAUGAUGAAAUUCCUAAAGAUCUUCAGAGGUGUGCUCUCAAUUUGGCAUAUGAAGCUGAAGUAUCCAUCGACUCUAUUCUUGUUAAAUAUAAUGCUCUUUGGCAUUCUUUUUGUUCACUUCCUGCAAUCAUAGAAGAGAUCAAUCAUAUUAAUGUGGAGGUGACAAAGAUGGGGUCGGUGAACCUUGCUUUGAGGCCAUUCUUUGUAGUUGAGCCAUCUAAACAUCUGCUACCUCAACAUAGCAAUGUUAUGAAUGAUGACGACGAUAUUGUUGGUUUUGAGGAUGACACAAAAAUAAUAAUUCAGCAUCUGAUAUGAGGGACAAGUGAGCUAGAUGUCAUCCCUAUUGUUGGGAUGGGAGGGAAAGGUAAAACAACUUGUGCUAAAAAGUUGUAUAAUAAUGACAUCAUUGUUUCUCAUUUUGAUGUUAGAGCAUGGGGCAUCAUUUCUCAAACAUAUAACCGGAUAGAGCUAUUACAAGAUAUUUUCAGUCAAGUAACUGGUUCCAAGGGAGAGAAGGAUGACGUCCUUGCUGAAAUGUUGAAGAAAAAAUUAACGGUAAAGAGAUAUCUCAUUGUAUUGGAUGAUAUGUGGGAUGGUAAGGCAUGGGAUGACUUAAGGCUUUGUUUUCCAGAUGUUGGAAAUAGAAGCAGAAUAGUCCUAACAACUCGACUUGAGGAAGUGGCUAAGCAAGCGAAGCACCAUACUGAUCCUUAUUAUCUUCCAUUCCUAAAACCCGAUGAGAGUCUAAAGUUGUUGCAGAAAAAGGUGUUUCAACAGGAAGGUUGCCCGCCUGAACUACAAGAUGUGGUCAAGCGGUUGCAGAAAGAUGCAAAGGACUGCCUCUGGUGAUUAUCUUGGUAGCUGGAAUUAUCAAAAGGAAGAAAAUGGAAGUCUCUUGGUGGGAUGAGGUUAAAAAUUCUCUGCUUUCCUAUCCUGGUGAGUCCGAAGGAUAUUGUCUUUCAACUAUGCAGUUAAGUUACAACAAAUUACUCGAUUAUUUAAAGCCUUGCCUUCUUUAUAUGGAGAUGUUUCCGGAGGAAUUCCAGUGUCUAAAUUGAUAACUCAAGUACCUCGCAGUUCUCGCACGUAAAUUCCAUUUUCAUCCGGAAUCACAUCUGCUGCAUCUUGAAACUUUAAUUGUGAAGGGCAUGAGCAUAACUAAGAGUAAGGUGUUACCAGCGAGUUUUUGGAAAAUGGGAAAAUUAAGGCAUGUUGACGUUUCUCGGGCUGAAUUUGAUAAGCAAGGUAUCUUAGAACAAUCCCUUAAAUUGGUAAAUUUGAGGAAAUUAAGGAGAGUUCCUACUUAGGUAUCUCAAGGUGGGAUGCCUCGGAGGAAUCCUUUUCCCAACUCGAAACACUUGUUAUAAAGAGGUGUGAUGACCUCGAGGAGAUCCCUCUUAGCUUUGCAGAUAUUUCAACACUGAAACAGAUUAAGUUGAUUAAGUGUGAGAACGAAUCUCUCAAGGCUUCAGCUGCCAAAAUUAAGGAAGAUGUUGAAGAGAAUGAAGGAAACGACCGUAUUGACCUCAUUAUCAAAGAUUGGUGAAUCAAGUAUGUGCCUGUCGAUCUGAUGGAAAUUUCAUACCAGCAUUCGGAAUGAAGAUGUGAAAUCCUACUAAAGUAGUUCGUCUCAGAAUCAUAACUUGGAAUAUAGAAAACUCCAAGGUUUUGAUAAGAGUCUUAGAUUUAAGCUCAUUGACAUGAUACUUUACUAUGUACUUAAAAUUUUGAAGUUUGUUAUU